CUGCACACCUGAACAGCCUUUUUCUUCUUCUUUUUUUUUCUCACUCAUCAGAAACCGAAAAUGUUUUCGAAUGAAUCAUCAAACUUUCAAGACUAUCCACCUUUUUAAUCAUGGAGUGAUAGUGUGGUGGAGAUAUGGCCCCAGGGGGGGAAUGUAAGUGUGUGACUGCAGAGAAGUGACGCCCUGCCCGCAUCCAGAUGUUCCAUGUUUCCCUUUGCGCGCUCUGUGGAGAGAUCUGCUCAGAACAGGGAAAUCUUUGAACGCACGCUCCAUCGUCCAUGGCACCAGGCUGCUUUAAAAGGACAAUGAAUAUCAUGCUUUUUGUGUAAGGUGUUUGGAUUUUUGUAUAGUUUUUUUUGUCUGGACAAUGGACAGCGACAAACUGAAGACGCUCAUGCUGCUGGGGAUACAUUUGCUCUGGGUUUUUGCGCUGUCUGUGCGCGGGCACGCUGCUUCAAAUCACGAGAAUGUGAUUGACCUUCUGGCAGCUCUAAACAUGUCCAACCACAGUAGUGGCGUGGCCAGAAUGCAAAGUCCCGGCAGCGUGAUAUACAGAAUACGCCCCAGAGCACCUUACCUGACCCUUCCUCCAGAAUAUUCCCAGUUCCUGUCCUCCAACUUUCAGGGUAGCAUGGGGGUGUAUUUCGUGGGUCAUCAGUCAUCGGGCUCCAGUGCCACUCUUUUUUCUCUCUCCUCUCUGUCCUCACCCAUUCUCCAAAUCAUCUCCUCCACCCUCAAUAACACUCUGCAUUUGGACUACCAGGCUGGAGGAGGAGCUCAGGGCCUUGCCAGCUUUCACUUCCCUUGGAGGAACCCCUUCUCCAGGGAUGAAUGGGUCCAACUGGCUGUUAGCCUGGAGCCUGACAGACUGGUAUUUUUUGUAGACUGUCAAGAAGCUGUUGUUGUGCCCAUGAAAAGUGAAGAGAGGAUCUACCUGGAAUUGCCUCAAAAUGUUGUCAUCACUCUUGCCAGCACUCCACGAAGGAAAGCCAGCAAAUUUAAUGGACAUUUGAAGACGGCUGAGAUUUCAAUGAAAGCAUAUCUAAGGCGACCAUGGCACUGUGACAAUGUUACAGAUGCUCUGCCUCCAUCUCAGCACACAGACACCCAGAGCUCAGAUUCUUGGACUGACAGCAGUCGAACAUCGCUGCAGGGUGCUUCCCAUAGUAAACUUCAAACAAGCCACAGGCCAGUGGAGAAAAAAAACAGCCGUUAUCCCCUAGACAUCCAGAGUGACCAGCUGCAGAGAGGUGUUGUCCUGGGGCCUCCAGGAUCUCCUCAAGGGGUAAAGUCUGUUUCUCAGGCCCAGAGAGAUGACAGGCUGAAGAAGCUUGAGAAAAGGAUGGAGGAGCUUGCUCAUAUGCUGGACAUGGUCAAAGCUCAGAAUGUAGACCUACAAUCACGUGUAAAGUACCUGGAGGGAUGUGAGUGCGUGAGGCAACAAUGUGAAUGGGAGGGACGUGAAGUGGACAAUGGCCAGCACUGGCAAAUUGACCUCAGCACUGUUUGUACUUGCACAUCUGGAAAGGUCUCAUGCCAACCCAACAUCAGAGGGUGUGAUCUGGAUGGCACAGUUCAUAAUGUGUCCUACAGCCCUCUAGAUGGCUGUCAGACAUGUACGUGUAAGGGUGGUAACAGGGAGUGCUCUCCCCUGCCCUGCCCAUCACUGGACUGCACACAGAAGGAGACUGUACCUGGAGACUGCUGCCAGCAAUGCAAAAGUUGCAUCCAUUCUGGUGUCCCAUAUAACCACGGAGCCAUGUGGAGACCGGAGGAGAGUCCCUGUGAUGUCUGCCACUGUUUGGAGGGUCAUGUUCACUGUGAGAGGGAGCAGUGCCACACCCCUUGUAAAAACCCAGCUUCUCCACCACCCGAUUCCUGCUGUCCAGUUUGUCAAGGCUGUGGUAUGAAUGGUCAUGACUUCCCUAAUGGAGCUGUGAUUCCUACUGGAGACCGUUGUGAAGAUUGCGCAUGCGUGAAUGGAAAUGUGGUGUGUUCACCCCUUCCCUGUCCUGCUCUGUUUUGUCGAAACCCUGUGCAUCGUGCUGGAGACUGUUGCCCACGGUGUGAGCAGUGUGAAUAUGAGUCCAAGGUGUAUGUGGAUGGACAGAAGUUCCCCUCCAGGUCAGACCCCUGCCUCCGCUGCCGCUGCUCUGCAGGUGAAGUGUCUUGUGAGCGUAUGGAUGCAUCAUGUCCCACACUACGCUGUAGUCAUCCAGCUAAACGCAAGGGGGAGUGUUGUUCCACAUGUGAUGCAUGUGAGUAUGACAGGAGGGUGUAUACUGAUGGAAAAGUGUUCAACCCUGCUGGCAGUGGACCCUGUCUACAGUGCAGGUGCAAGGGUGGGAAUGUGAUUUGCCGUGAAGAGAAGUGCCGUGCUGCUCAGUGCUCUAACCCUAUUAUAGACCCACAUCUCUGCUGUCCAAUCUGCAAAACAUGUGUGUUGGAGGGGGUGGAAUAUGAAGAAGGCUCCAGCUGGCACCUUGAGAACCCCUGCUCCAGCUGCACAUGUGUGAAUGGAGACACCAUGUGUACACACACAUACUGCCCCCCCAUUGAGUGCCUGCAUCCCACCAAGACCACUGGAUCCUGUUGUGCAGCGUGUGAAAGCUGCACUUAUAAUCAUCGUAUCUAUGGCAACAGCCAGAGGUUUACAACCCCUGACCAGCCCUGCCACAUCUGCACCUGUCAGCACGGCACCGUGGAGUGUGAGAGAAGACCCUGUCCUCCACUCAACUGCACCAACUCAUACACACCACAUGGAGAGUGCUGCCCUAGAUGUCCAGACUGCUCCUUUGAAAACCGUGUGUUUGUGGAUGGAGAGGCUUUUCCCAAUCCUGUCAGUGCGUGUGAGGAGUGUAAGUGUGUGAGCGGCAGGAUUGAGUGCCACCAAGCACAAUGCCCUCAUCCUCGCUGUAAUGCACCUCGACCUGGAACAUGCUGUCAGAACAACUGCAAUGGCUGCAGCUAUGCUGGGAAAGAGUAUCCCAAUGGACUAGAGUUUCCCCAUCCCACUGACACAUGCAGGACAUGCAGCUGCAUAAAUGGGAAUGUCCAGUGUUUGAUGAAGAGGUGCCCACCACUGCCAUGCUCCAACCCAAAUGUGCUGCCAGGAGACUGCUGCCCCCAGUGUCCUGCUCCUCCAUCGGACUGUGUGUAUGAACAACGACCCUACAGACACACUGAGCGUUUUUACCACCCGACUGACAACUGUCGAUUGUGUGGCUGCUCCAACGGGACAGUUAACUGUCAGCGCAAGCCCUGCACCUUCGCUGCGUGUUCUCACCCCAUCACACAAGAGUGCUGCCGGACCUGCGAAGGCUGUUUAUAUGACGGUCGAGAGCGAGCUAAUGGGGAGACGUGGGGUGACGUGUCAGACCCAUGUGCCAUGUGUGUGUGUCGUGAGGGCUCUGUCCAGUGUGAGAGGAAGCGCUGUCCACCCACCAACUGUAACCACCCCGUCCAGAGACAGUGCUGCAUGUCCUGUGAUGGUUGCAUGUUUCAAGGUAAAGAAUAUCCUGAUGGCACUGAGUUUGCUGAUGACAAAGACCCCUGUGGUGUGUGUUACUGUUACGGAGGCGAGGUUGUCUGCACCAAGCAACCCUGUUAUGGAGAUUGCAGCCAUCCAUAUAAACCACCCCGACAAUGCUGUGGAGAAUGUGAACGCUGUUCCUAUAACAGUGAAGUCCUCACCAAUGGACAGUCGAUCCCUGACCCAGGGAACCCCUGCUCUGAAUGUACCUGCCAGAGCGGAUCAGUGCGUUGUGCGAAGACACCGUGUGCAGCUGCUCUCUGUCCUCACCCAGUCCCCAAUGCAUGUGGCUGCCCUGUCUGUGAUGGUUGUCAGUUCCAAGGUGUGACAUAUGUUGACGGACAGGUCCUUCCAGGAGGAGAGAGAGGGUGCCAGGACUGCACCUGCUCAAGAGGUGCGGUGGUGUGUGCGCAGAGAAGAUGCCCUGCUGUGUCAUGCCCACACCCAGCUCUGGACGGCUGUGCAUGUGGAGUGUGUGAUGGAUGCAGCUUUAAUGGACGAGACUGUUUUAACGGAGAGCGAUUCCCACACCCGACAGACCACUGUCAGCUCUGCUCCUGUCUGAACGGUGGUGUGGUGUGUGCACAUGCAUCUUGUCCAGGCGUUGCCUGUGUGCGCCCAGUGACCCCUCCAGGGGAGUGCUGCCCUUUGUGCACGGGCAUCUGUCUGCAUCAGGGAAAAGAGUAUCAGUCCGGCUCUACUUUCUCUUCACCCUCGGAUCCCUGCUCCUCAUGUUCCUGUCUGAAUGAGGUGGUUAACUGUCAGAAGAGACCUUGUCCAGUCCAGUGCUCCCAUCCAGUCCCUUCAGGAACCUGCUGCCCAGUCUGUGACUCCUGUCUGUACGAGGGCGUCGUGCACUCCCACAGUCACACCUUCACGCCUUCCUCUAACCCCUGCCAACGCUGCACAUGUGUCAGAGGCACUGUCACCUGCGUGCCACUUGUCUGCCCGCCAACACCCUGUGCUCAACCUAUUACCAAGCCAGGACAGUGCUGUCCUGAGUGCACAGUGUGCAUGCUGGAUGGACAGGAGUUCACUGAUGCGCAGACAUGGACCCCGAGUUCAAAUCGCUGCUCGUCCUGCACCUGCCAGGCAGGUGAGGUGCGGUGUACGUCCCCCGAGUGUCCCAAGCUGCCAUGUAUGCAUGUGGUGACUGAUCCAGGAGCCUGCUGUCCUCGCUGUAGAGGUUGUGUGUAUGGAGGAGAGGAGCAUACAGAGGGCAGCAGCUGGUUUGCAGACUCCACUCCCUGUAUGACUUGUAUGUGUGUGGACGGGGUGACCACCUGCUCUGAGGUACACUGUCUAUCUCCCUGUAUCAGCUUCAUCAGCGUGCCUGGGGAGUGCUGCCCUGUGUGUGCUGACUGUGUAUUUGAGGGCAGAGUUUACGGCCCAGGGGACAGUUUCCAUCCAGCCGAUGACCCCUGUCAGAUCUGCACUUGUGAGGUGAUGCCGGAUGGAGAACAACACCUGAGGUGUUACCGAAAGCAGUGUCCCAGUCUGGUCGACUGUCCUAAAAGCAACAUCUUGUUCUCUGGACCAGACUCCUGCUGUCCCGUCUGUGCACAGCCUCUCAGUAACUGCACCUCUGCACUGAUUGGCAACGAGGUGUUGGCCACAGAUGACCCCUGUUUUACCUGCCACUGCCAGGACUUGACGUGGACCUGCCUACACCGUGUGUGCCUCCCACUUUCUUGUCCUCUUGAUGAACAGUUCAUGCCUCCAGACUCAUGCUGCCCUGUGUGUAAAGUGUGUGUGAUUGAGGGCCAGACCCGAGUUGCCAAUGGCAGCAACUGGACAGACAGCGAUGACGACUGCGUAACAUGUGCCUGUAAUUCGGGCCACAUUGAAUGCAGCAUUGAAGAGUGUUUACCUGCGGUUUGUCCAGCUGGCCAGAAACCAGUGAAGAUUCCAGGAAAAUGUUGCUCUGAAUGCCAAGACUCAGGAGUGUCAUGUUUGCACCAGGGGACAGUGUAUCACUGUAAUGAACAGUGGGAGGUGGAUGAGUGCACCAGCUGUACGUGUGUGUCUGGAGAUGUACACUGCCGUAGUGAACGCUGCCCUCCCCUCACCUGUGCAACAGAUGAGAUGCCAGCCGUUGUCCCAGGCUUGUGUUGUCCUCAUUGCCUUCCUCGUCCAGCCACCUGCAUUGCCUUCGGCGACCCUCAUUAUCGCACCUUCGAUGGCCGCAUGCUGCACUUCCAGGGAGCAUGCACGUAUGUCCUGGCACAGGACUGUGAACAGGGAGACUUCAGUGUUCAUGCAACUAACGAUGAUCGUGGACGUAAAGGAGUGUCCUGGACUAAAGAGGUGACUGUGUUCAUAGAAGACGUCACAGUGCAGCUACUCCAGGAUUGGAUUGUGAAGGUCAAUGAUGAAGUUGUGACUUUGCCGUUCCUCAGAGAACCGUACAUCUAUAUUGAACGACAAAGCAACACCAUCUUACUCAAUACUAACAUCGGCCUGAAGGUGCUGUGGAGUGGUCGUUCACACCUGGAAGUGAGCGUGCCAGGCUCCUAUAAGGGCCACACCUGUGGUCUCUGUGGAAACUUCAACAACUACUACCAGGAUGACCUCCGAAUGCCCAGCGGACGACUCAGCCAGUCAGAGUCUGACUUUGGCAACAGCUGGAGGGUCGCAAACAGUAGCCACUCCCUCUCAUCCUGUCAACCUGGUAAGGAUGUCGACCCAUGUAAGGACGCAGGCUACCAGGCCAAGAAGGGGGCUAAUGCUCGCUGUAAGGUCUUGAAGUCUGCCGUCUUUAAGCCCUGCCAUCGUGUGGUACCUCCUGACCCAUGGUAUGGAGCAUGCGUAUAUGAUCUUUGUGCCUGUGGGGCCAACAGUGAUGAGUGUCUGUGUGACGCACUGGAGGCCUACGCCAGUCAGUGCAGAGAGGCUGGAGUCGUCCUGCAGUGGAGGAGCCCAUCUCUGUGUGCUGUGGGCUGUCCAGUGGAGAGGGGCUUUGUGUUUGACGAGUGUGGUCCCCCGUGUCCCGUAACCUGCUUUAACGUUGACGUACCACUGGGGGUGAUAGAAAGCCACUGCUUCAAACCCUGUGUCCCAGGCUGCCAGUGUCCUGCUGGUCUGGUUCUACACAACAACUACUGCAUACAGCCCGAAAAGUGCCCCAAGAUCAUUCAUGGCAACCACACAUGAUCCUUGAGCUGCUCGCUUUCAGAAGUGCACUUAAUUUGUAUGCACACACAUGCACUGCCACCUCUGAUGAUCUGCAAUCCACACAAGGUCUGCAUCAGCCUUUUGUUACUGUAUACUGAAGUCUGAAAUGGAAAAAUAUACCUGCUGGUGAACCUGUGGAUUCUGCACAUUGACUAAAGUGAAAUACUGCAUUUCUUUGUUUAUAUAAACAUUUUCAUAUAUGAAUAUGUAGCACUGAAUAUUUAUACUACAGAAGGGUUUGUCAUGUUAUUUAUACAUGUCACAUGUUAAUUGGUGUUUUUCCUAACAGUUUUACACAUUUACCAAAUAUUAAAUUGUUUUAGUUUUAUAGUCUUAUUUACAGUCAAAAGAGCUUUUGUUCACUGUACAGGUUUAUUUCAGCACUGUGCAAUAUUGACUGUAUAGCUCAGGUAUUCUUUUUUUUUUCUUCGUUUUAAGA
Molecule: messenger RNA, 7145 nt
Organism: Seriola dumerili (greater amberjack)
Lineage: Eukaryota; Metazoa; Chordata; Actinopteri; Carangiformes; Carangidae
Gene: kcp
Product: kielin/chordin-like protein
Exons: 46
Coding region: 368-6685 (2105 amino acids)
Molecular function (GO): protein binding
Source: RefSeq, a predicted model, not a curated record